Molecule: messenger RNA, 1044 nt
Organism: Lentinula edodes (shiitake mushroom)
Lineage: Eukaryota; Fungi; Basidiomycota; Agaricomycetes; Agaricales; Omphalotaceae
Exons: 2
Coding region: 229-903 (224 amino acids)
Source: RefSeq, a predicted model, not a curated record
UUCAAAUUUGGUCCUUGGUCGAAGGCGCUGCAACAACGGAGCAUGAUAUAAAUAGGAACAACGACAUAUAAGAGCUGAUCUCCAAGUCGCUUCUUUCCACCUAUCCAGUUGGUGAUUCUCUUUGCUGGCAAAGGAACAAAUCCCAACUCUUUUAUUGAGUCUCAAGCAUUUACUAUCGCUUCACCGAUCUUCCAUCCAUAUUCUUAUUCGAAUCAAACGCCCAGAAGAAUGCUUCUCGUUUCCAUCCAUACUGUGGUCAUAGUUUUUGGCUUGUUCAAUCUCCUGUGUGCGAUGCCCGUUUCUGUGAAUAACGCUGUGGGAUCACGCUCCGACGAUGAAUCACAACUGUCACCUCGCAGAGCCAAACCCCUAGCAGAUCAGGGAUUCAACGCCAAUCUGGUACCUUCAGGACCAGCAUUACCACCGGGGGGAGCCCCAACGCCACCCCGAACAGGAUCGCCUGCAAGACCGCCUACGGAGCAACCGGCGGGCGACCCUGCGACACCGUCGACUGGAAAAGUCUGGAUCACAUUUGCUGAUGCUACAACAUCUGCUCAUAACUCGAAUCCCGCCUUUCAGCAAGAAGUAACUGACAUAGUCAAACGUGGACUGGCCAGGACGGCGGCUUUUUCUCCAGAGCGUCAUGGGGAACGAAUUUUUGAUUUCCGAAAUUCUUUCCCCGGCAAUUCUCUUGCACAGCGGCAAGUCAUUCACUGCAAAGUGGAAGACGAUUGGCCCAGUGGUCAAUGCGGCUCGGGAUGUCUUGGUUCGGUAGCUUUUGUGGAUGAUCUUGGUCCGCGUAGCUUUCAUGGGAGAGUGAGAGCGCUCGAUGAGGAUGAACACGAAUCGUACGAGCGUUACCCCCGAGUAUCCCUUCCGCCGCCCCCGCCACCUUCUCCCUAGACGCGAGAUUCGACUUUCUUAUCUAAUUUCGAUGUCACUGGAAGCCUGUAAUUCGUUGAAUCUCGCGGGUGAUAAGCCUGAUUUAGUUUCAGAAUGAAGUUAGUUGAACCUAACAUGAGCCAGAUUGAACUUCCCGCUCGA